GUACACCUACACAAGCACAGCUACGCUCAGAAGCUAUGUUGUAAGGGGCACAUCUGUGUUAGAUGAUUUGAAUUUUUGGAAGGCAAUUCUUCAGCGACUCCCUCACACCUUGGAGGUCGAGGUAAAAAAUGUUUACAACCAACAUGACCUCAUCUGUUCUGUUGACUUUUGCUCUGGCUUGGAUUUACUUCUUUUCAGUCUGUGGCAGGCCGACAAGUGUCCACCUGCGUAACAUGGACAGUUUCAUCCGAGCUGUGCAGCAGGUUGAAGACUCCAACUCUGGUCUGUCCCCCUUGGCUCUGGUCAUGGCCUUGCGGCGAACUGCAGGCCACGAUGAUGCAAUGACCAUCCAUUACUUGGGAGCUUCCAAUAAUCUCAGUGAUACUGAAGCCCUAGAGCAAGCAAUCCUCAAUGCUUCGUCCUUCAGCUUUUUUGACAAGGCUAUCCACCAUAUUGUGACAGACCAUAGAGAGGAACGAGGGGUGGUCCUCGCCCAAGAUGGCACUACGGUCGCCCUUGCACCCUUACUGCUAGGAAUCGAGUCAGGACUAAAAGCAAAUAUAGAGAGAAAGCCAGCAGCUGGAAUAUUCUCUCUUACUUUGGGCAGGACACUGGGUCUGUCCUUCAUCAGCCUCCAGGACUUUCCAGCAUCUCAGCGUCUAGGGCCCAGUGGGUGCUGGGACAGCCUGGACCACCCUAAAGUGUUCAAGCUGUCUCUGCCUGCCACUCUGGCCACUGAUGCUAUGAUUAAUGGUGGUAUGGAUGGAUUUAUACUGGGCAAGAACCUCAGUGAGCUCAGUAGAUCAGGAGAGCCAGAGGCCCUCAGUAAGAUUCUGAAACGAUACUACAGUUUUAUUUUGCACAAGGGACAAGGACUUGAUGCUGUGACCAGCCAUAUUAGCCCAAGGCGAAGGGAGAUCUCCAGGUCCCUGCUGGACACACUUGAUCUUCAAAGCCAGGUGAUGGAGACACUAGCAUUGGUCUGGGAGCUGGAGCACACAGAAUGGAUUGCUAUGGACACUGGAAUAGAGGGGGCAGUGAAAGAUGGACUGCGUGAAUUUUUGCACAAAUACUUGGACUGUCCUCACAUCAUCACUCCUUGUCAGUGGGGGGCAAAAGCAAGCCGGGACACCCCAGUCCCUCUGUCUCUGCCCCUACCUUUUCUGUAUGUCCACCACACCUAUGAGCCAUCCUCACCCUGCUUAUCCUUCACUGAGUGCUCCCGUGACAUGAGGGCCAUGCAGCGUUACCAUCAGGAAGGCCGUGGUUGGAGUGACAUAGGAUACAGUUUUGUAGUCGGCUCUGACGGCUACAUCUAUGAAGGCAGAGGGUGGAGACACCUUGGCACACACACCAGGGGCCACAAUAGCAUUGGGUAUGGGGUGUCGAUCAUUGGUAACUACACAGCUACCCUUCCUUCAAGCCAUGCCAUGGACCUGUUGCGUUAUCGUCUGACCAAAUGUGCGGUAGAUGGAGGAAGACUGGCAGCAAACUUCACCAUCCAUGGCCACAGGCAGGUGGUGAACACCACCUGCCCUGGAGAUGUUUUCUUUUCAGAAAUAAAAAGCUGGGAACACUACAGAGAUUAACAGGAGCCCCACAAGCAUAUUAAUGUUCUCACACAUCAGUAAAGCUUUUCAGGGUUUGACAAGUGUUAAGUCAAUUAAAACUGUUUUACUAUAUAAAAACGGUCUCGACUUCCGACUCUGGUAUAUAAUUUUAAUGUAGAUGACUCAGUUAGUAAUGGAGUAUCGAUUGAAUAUUAAUAACAUUUUAAAUAAAUGGAUUUGCCUGGUCACUCUCACACGUGAGGCACAAGUGAUCUUACAGUACGACUCUUUGCUUCAGAGGGCAUUUAGAUUUUAAUGGUGUAAAGAUGGAGUACAAAGACUAAGAGUGUUCCAAGCACACAAUCAAAUCAAUCAGAAAUCAGAUAUUAAAAGAUGCACGUUAAUAUUGCACUGUGAUUUAAAGAGCAGGCUUCACAGCUCCACUGAUUCAACAUCAACCGUUCCAAACACAGACAGAAUGUUUGAAAGUUAAUUUAACAACAGCACGUUGGCUCACGUGCUGACAAUAAAUAACAAUAAUAAUGCUUUUCUUUUAUUAGCGCCUUUUCGACACAAGGACAAACAACAAUAAAAAACGGUAAACGGGGAGGGCAAGAGGGGAAGAGAGUAAGAGUUGCGGAUGUCUGGUGGGAGAGAAUUCCAGAGAGGGGGGAAUAACUCAUCAACAGGAUGCGUUGGGCGUGACAUACAGGACAAAGUCGAAAAGCAAAAACAAAAAGGUUUGCUUGUUUAUGAUAACAUAAAUAGGUAGGUGCAGACAAGGUAAUCCAUAACAGAUUCAGCCAGUUCUGGUAUGCCAUGGUUUCACUUUCCUUAUGUCUUACUGUAUGUGUUACCCUGACCCCACUGUACUUUGUGUUCCUGGCUGAGAGUGACUACUUAUAAUGCUUGUAGAGAUUGGACACACAGUUCAAUUGUUUAAAAAGUCACUGUGUGUUAUGUGUCCUGCACAUUGAGUUUCCACCAACUAAAUCCUGACAAACAUAACUUAAAGGAAUACUUCACCGAUUUGCAUUUAGCUUUGUAUUAGGGUAGUAAUUUUGAAAAAUGAUGCUUUCCAACCUCAGUUUCCCAUGAGUUAAGAAAUAUCGUCAUUAUUUUCUUUGUUACGUGCCCACCAGUAAGCACACAUUUUCAAAAAUACUACCCCUAUUCUAGUAAUACAAAACUAAACGCAAAUCAGUUAAGUAUUCCUUUAGGAAGGCAAAAAAAUUGCAGUGGGACUGUAAUCUCCACUCUGGCGUGUGUUGUCAUCCACUCAACAAGUGAAACUUCCACAAAAUACACACACCAAUGUAAAAACACUGGAACAAGCUGCAAAUCCAUUAAAAAUGU
Messenger RNA from Solea senegalensis (Senegalese sole), 2906 nucleotides. RefSeq names its product N-acetylmuramoyl-L-alanine amidase-like. Bases 129 to 1589 code for a protein of 486 amino acids. Gene Ontology annotation, molecular function: zinc ion binding; N-acetylmuramoyl-L-alanine amidase activity; peptidoglycan binding. The transcript has 4 exons. Gene Ontology annotation, biological process: peptidoglycan catabolic process; detection of bacterium; defense response to Gram-positive bacterium. NCBI's taxonomy places the organism in Eukaryota, Metazoa, Chordata, Actinopteri, Pleuronectiformes, Soleidae. The record is from RefSeq and is a predicted model, not a curated record.